CAUUGCUGAAGAUUCUGACAUGAAGAGACGGAUGCGUAUUCACAUGCAUUUAAUCUGCACGGAGCGGGGAGGCGGGGCGGACCGCGGACCGAGUAAUCAAGUGAGAGAAUGAUGUCAAGACCAGGCUGAGAUAACUGGGGCAGACGACUCCCAAGACAUCCCGUUCGUCUUCCGGCUCUGUCCUACACCUGGGUCACUCGCCACUACAAGACCUAUAUAACUCACCCGCUUCCACCCUGACAGUCAUCCCGAUUAUCCACCAUGGCCUCCGAGGAACUCCCCAGCACCGACAUCAUCACCCUCACAAGACAUGUUCUCCAUGACCAGUUCCGACUUGGAGUCGCUGUAACCGGUGACCUCACCCUCCUUCUCAUAGCCAUCCAGACCACCUCCAAAUUCAUCGCAACCAACGUCCGCAAGGCUCGCCUGAUCAAUCUCGUCGGUCUCGCAGGCGAGACAAACGUCCAGGGGGAGGAGCAGAAGAAGCUGGAUGUCCUCGCCAACGACAUCAUGAUCAACGCCCUGCGCGCGUCGGGCAAGACCGCGGUGCUCGUCUCGGAGGAGAACGAGGAGGCGAUCAUCAUCGACGAGCGCAACCGCGGCAAGUACUGCGUCGUGUUCGACCCCCUGGACGGAUCUUCCAACAUCGACGCCGGUGUCAAUAUUGGCACGAUCUUUGGUAUCUACCAGAUAAAACCGGGAUCGACAGGGACGAUCCACGACGUGCUGAGGGCUGGAAGUGAGAUGGUCGCCGCCGGCUACACGAUGUACGGGUCCUCUGCGAACCUGGUGCUCUCCACCGGAUCGGGCGUCAAUGGCUAUACGCUUGAUGCAGCACUCGGAGAGUUCAUACUGACGCAUCCAGAUAUCAAGGUUCCUUCCCGGGGAAAGAUCUACUCGUUCAACGAAGGCAACUCGGUCUACUUCCACGAGCCCGUCGUCGAGUACCUCAAGUCCAUCAAGUACCCCACCGCAGGCGCGCCCUACUCGGCGCGGUACAUCGGGUCCAUGGUCGCGGACGUGCAUCGCACGCUGCUCUACGGCGGUAUUUUCGGCUACCCCGACGACAAGAAGAGCAAGAGCGGAAAGUUGCGCCUCCUCUAUGAGGCCUUCCCGAUGGCGUUCCUGACAGAACAGGCUGGCGGCGUUGCAACGACCGGGCGCGUGCGCAUCCUCGACAUUGUGCCAAAGUCGAUACAUGAGCGCUGCUCCGUUUUUCUCGGGAGCAAAGAAGACGUCCAGGACCUCAUUAAAUUCUACGAGUAGUGGCUCAGCUGUGUAUAGCGAGGGGCAAAGCAGCGGAUAAUAGCUACAUAGUAGCGUCCAUGCGCCAUGAGGAAGUUUAUCAGACAUCAUGUAUUUUUACCAGGAACGUGUACAUGUAAUGCUGUGGUGUUGUCUCG
Coniophora puteana RWD-64-598 SS2 is the source of this 1403-nucleotide messenger RNA. Its product is annotated as fructose-1,6-bisphosphatase. The coding region runs from base 262 to 1266 and encodes 334 amino acids. The transcript is spliced from 7 exons. Gene Ontology annotation, biological process: fructose metabolic process; fructose 1,6-bisphosphate metabolic process; sucrose biosynthetic process. Gene Ontology annotation, molecular function: fructose 1,6-bisphosphate 1-phosphatase activity. The record is from RefSeq and is a predicted model, not a curated record. NCBI's taxonomy places the organism in Eukaryota, Fungi, Basidiomycota, Agaricomycetes, Boletales, Coniophoraceae. Gene Ontology annotation, cellular component: cytosol; cytoplasm.